UGAGACAUUUAAAAAUGGCCGCAGUAUCGGCACGAUAGUGAGCAGAAAUUGGCAGAAUUGGCAGAAACAUACCGAUCAUCGUCGUGGACUUAGCCGAUGUCAUCGUCUCGUGAUAUCGCGAUCUUCGCGGCGAGUCGCACGUCGACGCACGCACGUUCUAUUUAUAGCAUUUCCGAUUCUUUCGGCGUCGUCUGCCAAGUAUUUUGACGUAAGACCAGCCGGACGCGAUUUCGCGUCAUCGAAGAGAAUUCAACGCGAGGAUCGUCGCGUCGCCUCGAGUCCGUCGAUCCUCUGCCGAGAAUUCUCGCUUGUCUUCCGUUCGCCGCGUGAGCGUCCGCGCGUCCGUCUUGUCCGGCUUCAGCCGGAUAAUCGGAGACAUCACGCGGACUGUGGCAGCGCGCUGUCGGCUGUGCGGUGAGGUUAAGUCGUCAUAGUUUCUUGGAAGGCCUCGUGCGAGGGGAACGGCGAUGUCGCCUGGUGUUAACGGCGGCAGUGGUGGCAGCGGAGGCGGAGGUGGAGGCCCCCGUAACACGGGCACCCUGCCGAAGAGCAAUCGCAGAAGCGACAGGAACCGGGAACGAUCCGCCGCUAAUCAACAAUUUGCGAACCGCUCGCAGGCUUAUCACGGCCACUCGCAGCAUUUUAACAACUUGUUUCAGCUAGAUUGGCAAGUGGCGAGUGAGUGCGAACGUGAACCGAGAGUCUCGAGAGAGGCGAAGAACAGCAACACGAGGUCGGCCUCUUCUCAAUUGCCUUCUUCAUACUUUGCAUACCAAGACUUACCUGACUUUGCGUCACACAACUCGGCAAGACAGAGUAAUUACACUACAGAAGACUGCACACCUUGGCUAAAAAUGGUACCAUUCACUGAUCCUAGAACUCAGUCACCGUCGCGAUUACAAGGAACGAAGCCCUCCAAUGUGAAUAAAAUGCCUGAUCGAAGCCAAGUAGAAAGCCGCUUAAAUCAGAUCAGGGACUACAUCAGAGUCACUGCAACAAUGAUAGAUUCACUUAGUCAAUCUUCUGAUCCUCGUGCACAAGCUCAAAGCGAGAAGUUAAGCAGGAUGGUGGACGAUCUUUACGACAGUGAGACAAAGCUUUCCAAGUUAUUGGAACAGUAUCAUCAAGGAAUUUCUGACGAGAAUGGCGAAAACGGAAGAGAGGAUAUAGAUGAAUGUGGCGAUGCUAGCAGAGAGAUGAUAUUACGGAGGAAUAUGGAGGAAUAUCAGAACAAGCUCGCGCAGUUGCAGGAACAACAGGCCAACUUAACAGACAUGCAGAUGUGUGUCAGAGAAAGAUUGAAUAAGGCGCGUCAGGCGCAACAAAUGCUUCUGCAACAUGAGAAUCAGAAUACAUCGAAUUCUGCCCCAGCUACAUGGGAGGAUAACCGCCCGAGGAGUCCUUCCAAUGUCGAGCAACUCGAGUCGGAAACGGUGGCAUUGAGAGGCAAACUGGCACAAUUACAAACGAAAAAGAAACAAAUGGACCAUCUUGUUGCGGAAUUACAAGCUAUAGAGGCGUCCGACAGAGGCAGCUGUAGCUCGGAAGGUACGAGAUCGAUAAAGGAUAAAGCCGCGGAAUUGGAGGCGAUGAAAGCGCAACUUGCUCAUAUAAAGGCUCUAAUGGAGGAUGGUGCAAAACUUCGCGAUUGCAUCGACUCUUCUUCUGACGCUGAACAGGAUAUUGAUGCUCAUGAUGAAAGUACAACGGACGGGAUUAACGAAGACAUCACAAACGUUACAUUAGAGAAUCGAGGCAAUGAUGUCAAUCAUACGAAACUUCGGUGUUUCGAAUCUAACAUAUCAGACAUGCGGGCGUUGACUUCGGAGCUUAGGGAACAAUCGGUCUUGCUUCAAACCACACGAGCCGAAUUGCAACGCUUAAAACAACCAUUAUCCACAACUGCUCAUUCUACUUCUUUGAAUGGUUCGUACUCUCGCGCUCCUCCAGCGCUUAUAGCUCUAAAUGCGAACGAAGAAAAAAAGCAGAGUUGUAACGCUAGUACGGAAACUCAGUCUAAGCAAACAAAAAGAAGCCAACUUGAAAAUCUUAUAAGAAAGGAACCAACACAGUCUUCCAAUAUGAAUCGGGAUGUUCAAGCGUUAGAUCAGAGCAGUCAAAAGAGUUCUGGUUCGCAAGCUAGUCAUACCAGUACACCUGCAAAUAUCUGGCCGGCUACUACUGCAGGUGUCAUAGGUUCUAAUGAAACAAGUGUAGACGGUGUAUCUACGUCAGAAAAUUUAUUGGAUAUUGGUCCACCUGCUGCUAUUGAAAAUGGUGGAGUUGUCGGAAAUUUAUGGGCUUGUCCUAUACCACCUCCGUCUAUUAAUCAAGGACAAACUGCCACAAUCGAGUAUUAUCGGCAAUUGCUAUUGGGUUCGCAAGCCCAUCAAUUACAAAUGAUGGGUACGACGAUGCAACAGUGUUGUCAGCUUCUAUGGACACAGCAACGCGAAUUGCAAUCUAUGCGCGCUGCCAUUGCCGAUCUGCAAUUGCGAUCGCAAAAUCAGGCUCCGCAACGCGCUAACAAUGUUGAGAAUCCGGAGGAACAUUCUAAUCUGAGUCGUAGCGUCCACAAUCUCGGUGACACGUUGGAUGCGACCUUACCUCCUAGUUCAUCCUUACCGAAUCUUGUGUCGCUACCCAAUUCCUCAGUGGCGUUAUCGCAUACUCCAGUAGCUCCAGUAAUCAGUAGCUCUAACUCGCAGCAGCAACAAUUGAACAAUCAAGUACCUCCUGGUAACAGAGCGAACAACUACUGGGACAAUUUUCGAAGUUAUUCCCGACAAAAUCUACUCUCUGGAAACGUGAAGACGAUGACUGAUCCUCCAACGGCUAUAGCAAAUUCGGCGUGUUCCGCAAACACGACUAAUACAAGUGGAAGCAGUGUUAACAGUUCGCUAAUAAAAGAUAAGCGGAAUCGAGAGCAAGGAUCUGAUAACUUACCUUUACCAUUAGCCGGAGCAGAAACACAGUAUUCGUUGAAUCUACAAUUACCCUCAAAUUUACAACAACAGGACAGAGAAAACACUAUUAUCCGCAGUAAUAUUAUAGCAAAUGAGGUAUCUCAACAAGUCGAUAAUCUUUGGGAAGAAGCGCACAGUUCUUUCCGAUUACCGUCUUCAAUGAAUGAUGAUAACCUCUUUAAUAAUCUAAGUUCAGAGAUGAAGGAAGCAAUUGGUUCGCUCAUCGCAGUGAACAAGAGGCGACCCGAUUACUUGAUAAUUAUUUUGAGAGAGAUUAAGGCCAUUAGUGAGGAUCACAGACUGCGAUCUCAUUUGUUAAGAUCGUUACGCGCUUUGCAGGACAAGCAAACAUUAAAUAAUCCAUUGAACGAAGCGCCUGACAUAACGCCAAGCGAAAGUUGCCAAUCCAGUGACGAAGAUUCGGAUGUCAUCGCGACCUUUACUUUGGAAAAUCAUACGUCCAUGAUGGAAUUGGUUGCGGCAUCUCAUGUAGACAUCGCCUCUUCUCCAGCUUCGUCUCAAGUACCAUUAAUAGAACAUUUGGAAAUAACGGGAGCAUUUCCACUCGAUUGUGCGAGUACUGUUCCUUCCGCUUCUAAUGUUAAACCUGGUUACAAUGAGGACUUGGCGGAAGCCGAUCAAUCGAGACCUGAGUCUUCAGGAAAUCAAAAACUUUCUAGCACUGUAGAUAACGAAGAAGGACAAGAUGAGGCAGCAUCUUAUCCAAUUUCUGCAGAGGCGGCUACUCCUGAUCUUGACAGUCUAACUGCCAAAACUGAAGAUGAACGAGCAGAGGAUACAGAAUUUGAGAAUUUUUUUUCUUAAAUUACUUAGUUAAUUAUAAUGUGAUAAAAUGCUAUUUACAAUUAUCUUAAGUACGAAUUAAAAAGAAAGUAGAGAUGUAUUGCAAUCUUUGAUAAGAUCCUUGUUGGAAAAAUUUUUACAAAAUUCUACACAAUUUCAAGAAAUACUACAAAAAUCUAUUAAAAAAUACUAGAAUUUGAACAUUUUUUCUAAUUUUAAUAAUUAAAUACAUACUUUUACAAAACAAUAAAUAUUUUUACGAAAAAAAUAUUUUUUACAAAUUUCUAUUUUUAGUAGAGUUUUGCAUUUAUUUCUAGAUUUUUUUUCAGUAGAGUAAGCUACUUAGAAACAUGUAGAAUGUUGUAGUUUGACUGAGAAAUUCGUAGAAAUCAUAGAAAAGAUGCACUACAAAAAUACAAAAAUUUUUAAAAACAUUCCAAUUCUAGCAUUUUCGUACAGAUUUUUAUAGCAUUUCUUAAAUUUGUGUAAAAUUUUGUAGAAUUUUUUCUGCCAGGAAUAUUAAUUUACUAUUGCUUCUGUUUAUAUAAAAUAUUGACUAAUAAAUAAAAGAGUCUGAUAUGAAUACAGCAAAA
Molecule: messenger RNA, 4363 nt
Organism: Solenopsis invicta (red fire ant)
Lineage: Eukaryota; Metazoa; Arthropoda; Insecta; Hymenoptera; Formicidae
Gene: cmb
Exons: 17
Coding region: 468-3791 (1107 amino acids)
Biological process (GO): cilium assembly; centrosome cycle; microtubule anchoring at centrosome
Cellular component (GO): centriole; centrosome; centriolar satellite
Source: RefSeq, a predicted model, not a curated record